UCGAAUCACAAUCAAGAUAGGCUCCAAAAACAAACUCAGAGAUUAUUAUAUAAGGAUGACUUUGGUCGGCUUGGCAGCUCGCAAGCUAGCCCAAAAACAGCGCUCGGCAAAAUUGGCUGCGGCUUUUCCAAAUGGCAUUCGAUGCCAGAAAUGCCUGAAUCUUGGACAUUGGAGCUAUGAGUGCAAGGAGAAGCGCAAAUAUGUUCAUCGCAGCUCGCGAACAAAGCAAUUGAGCAAACACUUGAAAGAGAAAAGCGCAAAUGCAGCUAUAGCUCUGCCGGCAACAAAUGCAAAUGUGAUCGACGUACGCUUGGAUCGCGAGAAGCGAACGAAGUUGAAGCGAAGGCGUAGUGUCAGUUCGUCAUCAUCUAGUUCAUCGAGUAGUUCCAGCAGUAGUUCGGAUUCAUCCAAUUCGGAUUCCACCAGUAGUGACGAUUCGUCGGAUAGUUCAGACUCGGAUGAUAGCUCAUCAGAUAUCGAAUCGGGCUCUUCGAGUGGCAGCGACAGUGAUGCUUCCAGUUCCAGCAGCAAGAGCAGCGAUAGUGCUGGUGAUGAGCAGGCAAAUAAUGCGGUGCCCAAGAAGAAAAAACGUCGUGAGAGUAGCGGUGAAUCAUCUGACUAAAAAGUUGAUAGAAAACGGAUUUGAAAGAACGCGUACAAUAUAUAAAAUAAAUCAAUAGCUUUAGUAGUUUAAUUUAAGUUUAUAUCCAAAAUAUCUAUAAUUGGCAUACUUUUUAUUUAAUAUAAUUCAAUUACAAUUUAGUUGUAAAUCAUACUGUCAAUCUUUUAAUAAACUAAUUUUAAAUAAUUUCCCAUAA
This is a messenger RNA of Drosophila albomicans, 818 nucleotides long. RefSeq names its product zinc finger CCHC domain-containing protein 10. NCBI's taxonomy places the organism in Eukaryota, Metazoa, Arthropoda, Insecta, Diptera, Drosophilidae. The transcript has 2 exons. Gene Ontology annotation, molecular function: zinc ion binding; nucleic acid binding. The coding region runs from base 56 to 622 and encodes 188 amino acids. The record is from RefSeq and is a predicted model, not a curated record.